AUGUUCCAAUCAUUACUUUAUCAGUUCAAAUUGAGGUUUCGAAUGAUCAAUCCAUGUAAAGAUUACAAUCAUCUUUUAGUUGACAUUAAAUAAGAAUUUAAAUUUUUGAACACUACUCAAUAAUAAUGUACAUUGCAUUCCAAAGAAUAAUUAAAUGAAUCCACAUAUCUAAUGAGAUUUGGUAAUUUUAGUAAUUUCAAACUAGCAAUUCCACAAUAAGAUAAAUGCCUAGGUACCAGAAUUGGACAAUAUAUUUCAUUAAAUGAUCCUAAAUUUGAUAUUAACACUACGAGAUAUUAUUGUCCUAUUUCAAGAAUCGAUGAUGUAGGAAUGUUUGAUUUAUUGGUUCAUGCCAUUUACGCUGAAAAUAAGAACUUUUCUACCCACAUCACAACAUUAAAUGUAAUACUUACAAUAAUCAAAAGGAAGGGCAUAUUCUAAAUAUUAAUGGGCCUUUUACCAAUUACCUUUACCAUGGAUAUGGUGCUAUUGAAGUCCCAAAAUAUAAUAUCAAUUCAAAAUACUAAUAUAUUGGAAUAGUUGCAGAGUCUUCUGCUAUUGCAGCCUUUUUCUAAGUUAUUAAAAAUAUCUAUAUAACGAUAGUUAAUAGAAGGCAUAGCUACCAAUGGUGAUAAUACUCAUAUAGGAUUGCUUUACGUAGCUGAUACUCUUGAAGAACUAGUUUUGAUGGAGGAAUUAAUGUGGUACAUGGAAGAGAAAAAGAUAAAUGCUACAUUUAUGUUGAGAAAUGAAAAAGACCUAAUUAAUAAGCUGUUUAGUGGUCCCAAGGGCUAAUUAAAACCCAUUUAUUUGGAAUAGUAUUUGCCAUAACCUAGUGAUCAAACUUUAGUUCUUGUGUGUGGGAGUAGGUAUAUAUUAUAAUUUAAUUUAUUUUCAGGGCAUUUAAAAAAGAAACAAAAUCCCAAUUAGAAAAUAUCAAUCACCAAAAUAUAGCUAUUAUUUGA
This is a messenger RNA of Paramecium octaurelia, 965 nucleotides long. The record is from the annotation of a GenBank genome assembly. Lineage: Eukaryota; Ciliophora; Oligohymenophorea; Peniculida; Parameciidae.